AUGAAUCAGGUAAAUGAGAGUGUCCCACAAGAGUUCAUCCUCUUAGGCUUCUCAGAUAGACCGUGGCUGGAGCUUCCACUCUUUGUGGUAUUCCUGGUUUCCUAUAUCUUGACCAUCUUUGGCAAUUUGGCAAUAAUUCUCAUGUCACGUCUGGAUUCCAAACUCCACACCCCCAUGUAUUUUUUUCUGACUAAUCUCUCACUCCUGGACCUUUGCUAUACCACAAGUACAGUUCCACAAAUGCUGGUAAACAUAUGCAACAGCAGGAAAGUAAUUAGUUAUGGUGGCUGUGUGGCCCAACUUUUCAUUUUCCUGGCCUUGGGUUCCACUGAAUGUCUUCUCCUGGCCGUCAUGUCCUUUGAUAGGUUUGUAGCUAUUUGUCGCCCUCUCCAUUACUCAGUGAUCAUGCACCAAAGACUCUGCCUCCAGUUGGCAGCUGCAUCCUGGAUUAGUGGCUUCAGUAACUCAGUAUUGCAGUCCACUUUGACUCUUCAGAUGCCGCUUUGUGGCCAUAAAGAAGUGGAUCACUUCUUCUGCGAAGUCCCUGCUCUGCUCAAGCUGUCAUGUGUAGACACAACAGCAAAUGAGGCUGAACUAUUCUUUAUCAGUGUGCUAUUUCUUCUAAUACCCGUGGCACUCAUUCUUAUAUCAUAUGCUUUUAUUGUCCAAGCAGUGUUGAGAAUAAGGUCAGCUGAAGGUCGACGAAAGGCAUUUGGAACAUGUGGCUCCCAUCUAAUUGUGGUGUCACUUUUUUAUGGCACUGCUAUCUAUAUGUAUCUGCAACCACCAUCCCCUGCCUCCAAGGACCGGGGAAAGAUGGUGUCCCUUUUUUACGGAAUCAUCACACCCAUGUUGAACCCCCUUAUAUACACACUUAGAAACAAAGAUGUAAAGGGAGCAUUUAAGAGGUCGAUUGCAAGGGUCUUCUCAAUCAAGACAUGGGAAUAUCCAAAUAAUAGGCCUCGUUAA
This is a messenger RNA of Equus caballus (horse), 969 nucleotides long. RefSeq names its product olfactory receptor family 2 subfamily B member 2 (gene OR2B2). Gene Ontology annotation, molecular function: olfactory receptor activity; G protein-coupled receptor activity. The record is from RefSeq and is a predicted model, not a curated record. Gene Ontology annotation, cellular component: plasma membrane. Lineage: Eukaryota; Metazoa; Chordata; Mammalia; Perissodactyla; Equidae. Gene Ontology annotation, biological process: G protein-coupled receptor signaling pathway; detection of chemical stimulus involved in sensory perception of smell.